Messenger RNA from Helianthus annuus (common sunflower), 1317 nucleotides. RefSeq lists its product as uncharacterized. The record is from RefSeq and is a predicted model, not a curated record. Gene Ontology annotation, biological process: ribosomal small subunit biogenesis. The transcript has 5 exons. The coding region runs from base 150 to 1097 and encodes 315 amino acids. Lineage: Eukaryota; Viridiplantae; Streptophyta; Magnoliopsida; Asterales; Asteraceae.
AGUCCAAACCUGGCUCCGUACCCAAAUACCCAGCGGGAUUUUUGGGGUUUACAAUAUUUAGUGUUUGGCGGCGAAUGAAGUAGAUUCUGCAGUGCCAAAAACCCGAGGGAGGUCGUCAAAUAGGAACUUCUUCCCCUCUGCCAUUCGACAUGAUGAACCGUAAACUGCUUCAUAGGUUACGCAACUUCAUAAACAUAAACAGAGAUCUCACCUCCCGUUUAUCUUCUUCACCCUUCUCCUUUCAUCGUAACCAGCAUCCAUUCCACCAUUUUCAAUUUACCCCACAACACCCCAUUUCAUCUUCUUCCGUAUUUCGUCAUCACUAUCUUAAUCUUUCUCCUAAAAUCGACCCAGAUUAUCACUUUUCUUUUGCAACUCGUUCCCAUUACUCCACCAUAGCCUCCGCUGAAGACUCCCGCCGUCAAAAUCCUAAAAAAUUAGCUGACUCAAAUGAAGAGGUGGAACCCAUUGACUUAUGGGAGGAAGAAGAUGAAACUGAGCCUGAGAUUGGAGAUGGUGGAGAUGGAGGUGGUGUUGUUUUACAAAAUUGCCCUUGGGGCGAGAAAGUUCUAUCUAUUGCUCAAGAUGUGUUGCUACAGUUUGGUGAUGAUAUAGAGAUCUUUGCUUUUAAAACCUCCCCUGGAGGAUACAUUUAUGUGAGACUAGAUAGACUCUGUAAUGAAUACGGGUGCCCGAGCAUGGAGGAUAUUCAAAGUUAUAGUCAAGAAUACAAGAAAAAACUAGACGAAGCUGGAGCUGUUGGAGACAUUCCCACUGACUUGGCUCUUGAGGUAUCAUCUCCUGGUGCAGAUCGGCUACUGAGAAUACCGGAUGAUUUACAACGUUUUCAAAACAUGGCUAUGAGAGUAAAGUAUGUUGAAAAUGAUGAUCCUAGAUCCCCAGGAAAGGAAGGAAUAUUCUUUUUGGAAUCCAUCGAAAUGGAAUCUGGAAGUUGUGUAUGGAGGUUGGCUGAUGUUAAAGAAAAUCGCGACCCGGCAUCUAAAGGAAGACCGAUGACCCGCAAACAAAAGGACUGGAGGCUUAAUCUGCCAUAUGAAAAGCUUGAGCAGGUGACUCUGUAUCUUGACUACCAAUAACAUGUAGUCUAGAGUUUUAUGUUUUUGUGGAAUUUUCGGAAGCUGAACUCUACAGAAUUGACGGAUCGACCCGUUACAAAACUGGUCUAUGCGUUAAGUCAGUUUUGGUUAUGGCAGUUGUAGUUCGCUGGUCGACACGAUGCAAUCUUGUUGGUUUAAAAGAAAGUUGAUUGCAUGCUUUAUGCGUUUUUUAAGUAAACAAAUGAUGAAACUUUAUCCA